This is a messenger RNA of Plodia interpunctella (Indianmeal moth), 5471 nucleotides long. It is a transcript of the gene Mef2, whose product is annotated as Myocyte enhancer factor 2. Gene Ontology annotation, molecular function: protein dimerization activity; DNA-binding transcription factor activity, RNA polymerase II-specific; RNA polymerase II cis-regulatory region sequence-specific DNA binding. NCBI's taxonomy places the organism in Eukaryota, Metazoa, Arthropoda, Insecta, Lepidoptera, Pyralidae. Gene Ontology annotation, biological process: positive regulation of transcription by RNA polymerase II. The record is from RefSeq and is a predicted model, not a curated record. The transcript is spliced from 9 exons. The coding region runs from base 322 to 1542 and encodes 406 amino acids.
CCGGCCGCAGUCCUCAUCACAGCGCCUUCGUAUGAGUCGCGUUUUGCUGUCGGCCUCCCCCCGCACCCCGCGCUCUGUCUCGCCCGCAUUCUAGUCGUGGGUGUCGCGCCGUGCAGUCCUCGCGAGUGCCGCCGAACUCAGUGCGCCGUUUGUGAGUGCUUUAGUUCCCGCUCGAGUGUCAGUGUGACGGAAGAACCUGUACCCCGCCGCGGAGGAUGUUAACAGCUCACGAUAGUAGCUGUUGACGUCUGCAGUAGCCAGCCUUCGGCCGCUUUCGUUCUACCCCCAGCUUCACACACCCCCUCCAAGAUUGCUGCCACUAUGGGUCGGAAGAAAAUACAAAUAUCCCGGAUCACGGACGAACGGAAUCGGCAGGUGACGUUCAACAAACGUAAAUUCGGAGUGAUGAAGAAGGCAUAUGAACUCAGCGUACUGUGUGACUGUGAGAUUGCCCUUAUCAUCUUCAGCUCAAACAACAAACUAUACCAGUACGCGAGCACGGAUAUGGACAAAGUUCUGCUAAAAUACACGGAAUACAACGAGCCGCACGAGUCGCUGACCAACCGCAACAUCAUCGAGGCACUAACGAAGAAAGAGCAUAAGAACGGAGUGAUGUCGCCUGACAGCCCUGACGCUGAACCGGAAUAUAACCUCACACCACGGACCGAAGCCAAAUACUCUAAAAUUGACGAAGAAUUCCAAAUGAUGAUGCAAAGGAACCAGUUGAAUGGAAGUCGAGUUGGAGUCAGCGUUACUGGAAGCAACUACAAUUUGCCCGUGAGCGUGCCAGUCGGGAGCUACGAUCAGUCACUGUUACAAGCUAGUCCACAGAUGCAUACCUCUAUCAGUCCACGGCCUUCGUCUUCGGAAACCGAUUCAGUUUACCCCAGCGGCGGAAUGCUUGAGAUGUCAAAUGGAUACCCAGGCUCAGGGUCGCCUCUCGGCGCCGGCUGCACGCCGUCGCCGUCCCCGGGGCCAGCUCCCUCCCCCCACCGACACCCGCACAAGCCGCACGCGCAUGCCCCUCCGCCGCACCACUCACCGAGACACAACAACCUGCGUGUAGUCAUACCUAGUUCCAUGCCGCCACCGCAGGAUGACAUAUCUUAUACCGGAGAGACACCACUAGGCUAUUCAGGACUUGGAAACUUUGCACCACAGGACUUCAGCAUGAGCUCGGACAUGGGAAUCGGACUGUCGUGGGGCGCGCAUCAGCUGCAGACCCUACAGCACAACAGGUACAUUAGCAGCUUGCCAGUACUGGGGGGAGGGGGGACCCCGCCGCCGGCCGCGUCGCCCAGCAACGUGAAGAUCAAAGCGGAGCCGGUGUCGCCGCCGCGUGCGCCUGACCACCUGCACCGUGCACCGCCGCCCGCGCCCGCGCCUCAGCCCGCUCAUCUCUCUGGAGUUAUUGAUGGUUCAGUCACGUCGAGUAACAUGGGCUCGCCGGCCGGGCAAGACAUGAGGCACUCGAACGCGCUGCCUCUGGACUACGAGCAGCCCCACACAAAACGGCCACGGAUCGAAGGCUGGGCCACAUAGCUAGGCUAUGAGGCCUUCGGAUCCUACCCGAGGCCCCUACACCCGCACUGCUAAGCCCGCAAAAAGCUUGCCCCUGGAAGGCCAGAGUGCCGAAGCGGCAACCCUAUCGAGCUUCGAUAGACCGUCCACCGUUGGAACAGCCUUUUCCUUAUUGGUGCUGCGUAACGAUCAGUGACAGUGCUAAGGAAAGGUGCAUUCAAGGUGCUCACAUUUUGAUGGCACGGUCAACGCGCAUGCGAAUCGAACAUUUAAUUAGUAUAUACCUUGUAAAGAUUUCUAAAGAAAUCUAUGUUAAAAAUGAAUGUUCAAGUUUACACUACCCUUCUAUUAUACGUAAUUAUGUAAUUGCACUUGUGAGUACACUUAUAAAUGUUAAAUUAAGUACAAUACUAGUUGCAACCCUUCUGAACAAUUUGAACUGUAAGGUAGAUAGAGUUCUAAUUCCUCUGUAAAUAACAACAUUAUAUGUGCAAUCCGUGCCAUUGUCAUUGUUUAGCUUAAAGUUAGUCAAUUUGAUUUAGUGACGUCGAACAAAAUAGUAAAAAUUAAAAUCCAGGAUUGGACGGUUUUUAAGUGCGUGGUCAAGACUAUAAAGUGUGAAGUGCGUAAGACUUAACGACUGUUGACUUUUGUGUUAGUGUUUUAAAAAGUUUUUUGUGCCAUUUUAAAAUAUUAAUAGUGUGACAUCCGAACUUGAAUCUUUGUAAAUUUAGUAAGCGUAGUGUCAUCACAGAAAGUAAUUUUAUGUAUUGUAAAAUCUAUUAUAUCUAUUGACAUAUUUAUACAUGAGAAUCAUAUGUUAUUUACAUAAUAUGUAUACACGUCCCAUUAGGAACGAAUGUUAAAUAAGUAGGUAAAGUUAGCUAGAGAUGAGUAAAUAAAGUACCACACAAAGCUUUAAAAUUUCUUAUGAUAACACUCGCACUCUUAAGUAAAUGAUCACGAUUUGUAUGUCCUAUUGAAAUUGGAGCUCCAUACAAACAAAAAGCCUGUGGCUUCACGUGAGGCUACUACACAUCGUUUCAAAUCUAUAUUAAUGUUUGGACUGCUGUUUACAUAAACAAAUUGUUGAAUCAUGAUGAACGACAUCAUAAUUUGCUAAUUAGAAUAUAUUAUUGGGAUCUUCAUGCAGAUUUUUACUAUAUUUAAUAAAAACUUCACGUUAAUGAGUUUCCGAAUCCGGAAGACACUUGAGUCAAAUAUGUUCAGUAGAUUCGAUUGUUUAUAGAAAGUUGACUUUAAAAUGCUGCAAUCAGAGCUUUUCAAAACAGAUCUUGUGACUGACUGCGAUAAAUUCUUGUAUUUGACAUAUCCUUACUGACUGAAGUGUCCUCUGCUAAAUUGUAUGACCUUUCUAGAUCUUGUUUGAACAAGCUUAUUUAUUUCAGACCAAAAUUAUGACGUCAAUUUUGAAUUAAAUUCGUAUUUAUAAGGCGUUAAGAUAUGUGUGUAGUGGCUAAAUGGGUUAAUAAGUAAUCGCUUGUUGUUAGUACGUUUUGUUUUGUUAAUGUGAUCUGAAGAUUUGCAUUUUUGUUUCAAUUAGAGUAGUGACAGUGUACAAUGUUUAUCUACUAAUGAGUAACAGCUUUAAUGCACUCUCCUAAAGUAUGUUUGUAUAUCGUACCUAUUUUGGUACAUCACUAUAUCACAAUCCGCCCUAUUUUUAGAUAAUAUUUGUCAACGCGUAAGGGAAUGGUCAUAUUCAUUGAUCUCGUAUUGUCCGACAAAAUAUAGUAUUUACUAAUAUUAAACGUAUAUAAAAUAAAUAUAAUAUAUUUAAAAUCAUUGGCAUUGUGUCUAAUGUUACUAUCAUCAUAGCAUGACUGUUUAGUUCACUCCCCUACUUCCUCACUGUAGAUGCCUUACUCACAGUGCCUAAAUGUACCAUUUUGUACCAAUUUGUAUGAUACGAUAGCAUUUUUGCUUUAAUAUUUUUUCACAUCCUAAUAACUUAAGUAUAUAAAUGUUAAAUUGUCAUGAUCUUAUGCAAUUCAUGUUAUAAAUCAAUGACCAUGACAAUAUAUUGUCGCUAUACCACAUACUAAACAGUCAAACUGUUUUAGGUCUUGUGAUUUUAACUACCUAUAUUAAAUGUAUCAUUAAGGAUGAGUUUCAUCAGUCAACUUUAGCGUUAACUUUAAACUACGUGCGUUGUCGUUUAGAAUAAAAUUGCGUGCUUUGCGUUUUUCUAUACUGGUCAAAGUUAACGUCAAAGUUAACUGGUGUAACCCACUCUAAGUCGUUCCCUGUCAGUCGAACAUAUUGCUGUAAAAUUUGUAUUGGCGUGUGCUCGACUCACAAUGAAUGUCAUACCUUUACAUCAUCAUAUAUUUAUAAGUAAUCACAUAAUGUAAUCCUUCAAAUCACAAUAACAAAAUGUUGAUGUACGAUUGUUAAAUUUGUACAGGGAAUAACAGUUUUGAUGUUCAAAAGUCUGAACGCAAAAGAUAUGUAUUUUCGCAUUGUAAUAUAAGUACACGGUUAGUUGUAAAACGAAUUAAUAUUUUAAUACCGGAGCAUAAUAAAUGUUGACCCGUUUUUAGGGAAUUAUAUAAAUUCAUGUAAGUACACCUUAAAUGUUAGUAUAAAUUGUUAAUGUGAUAUAAUUACAUACACUGUUAAGAUCCUUGCAUCGAGAUUCUAUGGCUACGUUAUCUGUCAUUUCGGUUGUUCGUUCCUAAUAGUUCAUUUACCUGAACGGUGCGCUUCGUAUUAGAAUUUGCUCAAGUUCGAACCUAAACCAACGUAUUUCUACGUUUAUUUUAUUUUUUGUAUCUAAUUUUGAAAAUUUUCUUAAUUAUUUACAAGUACUUUUGAAAGAUUAAUUCUUUGAAAAAAUCGUUUGGCAUACACCAAAUCGUGUACAGUUCAAUUGUCACCUAGAUAUAUAUCACAAUUUCUGAUAAUGUCAGAAUCAGAAUUUCCAAUAGUCAAUAUGGAUGAUUUGCACAAAAUAUUUAUGGGAAAUGUAUGAGGUAUGUUAAAGUGAAAUAAUUGUGAGUACUACAUCGAACAAAUUUUGAAGUACUUCAAUCAUUUCUUCGUAAGCACAUUGUAUUCUAUCGACUUACAUUGUAUAAAAUAUAUGAACAGUAAGCUGGUAUUGGGAGCAUAAUUUCCGUGGUUGUGAGUUGUACUAUCGGAAAUGAGUUCACUUUUAUUAUUAAUAUUUAAUGUACUAUUUUCCUUCUACGCACAACUAUGUUGUGUGUGUUUGUAAAAAGAGUUCGCUUGGUUUGUUUCGUAGAUGUACCUACUUUUGUAUAUGUUUUACCCGUAUAUAUCCCGCUGCGUGCCAAUAGCAAACAGUAUGUUAUUAUUCAGUUAACUUAUUACCUUUAGUAUGAGUAAUUCGUUGCAUUUAAUGAAAAAUAUGUAGAAAUAAGUGUAAUCGAAAUCGUUGUCAGGUUUCAUCACAGUAGUCAUGUUCACAGUGUCCGUCGUUUUGCUAUUGUUUCACAGCUUUGUGAACAACCCGAAUAGAAUUUAGGAAUAUAAAUACAUAUCCUUUAAAUACUCAAGUCGAUUUCAAAUUAAUUUCUGUCGUAACAUCAGUUGUGCAAUACAUAUAACAAAAUGCUUAGGUAGGUAUUAAGUAUAUUUUUCUUUUGAAUUUACAAAGAAUGCAAAAUCUGUUGUAUUUAUCGAUAUUUUUACUGAUAAUGAGAGAGGACUCAGCAAUGGGUGCCUCUUGGGAAUUUAAGUCAUAAUGUAUAAUUAUUUUUAAGGUAAGGCCGGGCCAAAUAUUGCAUUACUUUAGGUCUUGCGGCAUUCUGUGUCAAGGCAGCCAUUUCUGCCCUGUGUAUAAAAUGUACUUGAAUGAAACAUCUCAGUGGCUGAAUGAAUAUUAAUGUUAAUCGACAGUGUUAGAAAAAUUGUUAUAAAUUAUUUUGAUGACUGUUCGAAGGAUAAUAAAGAGUUGGAUGUCA